AUGGCUCGCAUAUCCAUCAAUGCCAUCUUGGCAUUGCUCAUCUUCAUUUCGACGGCACACGCCCAAUUCCAGUUCUUCGAGCAAAUGUUCGGCGCUGGAGGACAGCACCGGGAAUCUCAGGACCAAAGAAAUGUCCCCAGCGACAGUGCCUGGUAUCAAAAGACGUAUGAUGGGGCCCAGUGCUCCAAUUAUCUUUGUCCUGGAACCCUAGCUUGCGUGCAUUUUCCUCAUCACUGUCCUUGCCCGCAUCCGCAAGUUGAAGAGAAGUUCGAACUCGGCGAGGGAAGCGCCAUCUGCAUUUCACGAGGCGGCUUUAAAGCCGGCGAAGCCGCACGGAAGGUUGAAUUAGCUAGGAAAGGCUUGCUGUGA
This is a messenger RNA of Coccidioides immitis RS, 369 nucleotides long. Its product is annotated as long chronological lifespan protein 2. The coding region runs from base 1 to 369 and encodes 122 amino acids. The record is from RefSeq and is a predicted model, not a curated record. The transcript has 2 exons. NCBI's taxonomy places the organism in Eukaryota, Fungi, Ascomycota, Eurotiomycetes, Onygenales, Onygenaceae.